Messenger RNA from Aureobasidium melanogenum CBS 110374, 3081 nucleotides. RefSeq lists its product as uncharacterized. The transcript has a single exon. NCBI's taxonomy places the organism in Eukaryota, Fungi, Ascomycota, Dothideomycetes, Dothideales, Saccotheciaceae. Bases 1 to 3081 code for a protein of 1026 amino acids. The record is from RefSeq and is a predicted model, not a curated record.
AUGACAACCAUCCUCUCUACAGACGCCCAGCCAAUCACAGCCGCGACACGGCCAAUUCUACCAGAGACGAUCGACGGCCGUCUUUUUCUAGGUCGACGUCAUUUCCUACAAGCAGUCAAAGCACCGUCUGUCAUAGCUGUCAGUGCUCGCGACCAACACGCCGUGGACUGCAACACCGCCUGCUGGUCCACACUCCAACCGGCACAUGGCACCGCCCACUCACCAUCCUGCCAUGCGUCAACUACCACGUCAACCGCCAAAGUCGUGCCCGUAAACGCCAUCUCGCCCAUGGCUCCACGCCGCUGGCUGUGGCCUUGCUCCGACUCCCAUGUCCUUCGCCUGCCUGCCUACCAGAAGCCCUCCCUCCAGGCUUGCCUCAUUCACCCCGAAAAUCCUGACCAAAUCCUGGUCCACGACUCUGACGAUGAUCUUGACGACAAUUUCCACUCGGCCAAACGCCGACGCAUUGAAUCUAUUGCCCAUGCCUUCCUCAAUGGCCAGCCCAUCUACAUCCCCUCUGCCAGACUGAGAGGCCCAUUUCCCGCCGACAGGGACUUGUCAACCUGCUACGAUCUCUCUUCGAGCCCUGAUGAGCAUCCCGUUUCGCCUCCACCCGCUGUCACCGCCGACACCUUCAUUCGUCGUAGACCCGAACACCUCCGUCCAAAGUCGAUCACUCCUGACACUGCUCUUACGCCGUCCAAGCCUCGCCAGUCUUCUCCCGUUGCUACUGAGAGGCCCAUAAGCCGACCACAAUCUUCUCGACACUCUCCUCGCUUAACCACCAACAAAUCUUUGAGGUUUAAUGUUCCAUCAUCUGCGCCCUCAGAAGCGAGCACAGUAUUGCCGCCACUGCCUCAGUUCGUUGCCAUCAACAAGGUCUCACUGCAAGCUCGCAACUCGCCAAAUCAGCCACCGACUUCCACCGUCCCGUCUUCAAGGGUCCGCAUACCCGAUACAGACUUCGUCUCUCCUAGUCCACCGCCUUCCAAGGAUGACAUAUCUCCAAGCAAAGCCGCUGUCUUGAGACAAAGGCCUGCUUCCCUUUUGAACAAGAUUGGCAAAAUCCCUUCCUCAACGGGCAAGCUUCCCAGCGUGAAGAAGAACAAGCGACCAACCAAAAGAGUUUACCAGGCUGCUACAUCUUUCGACACUACUUCACCUUUCAUAUACAGAAAGAAUGCCGCACAGUCUAGAAAGGUAUCUGAGCUAGCCAGCUCCAACAGGAUCGAGCCAGAGGAGGUCAUUGUCGAGCCUAAACAGGUGCGCAUUGAUCUUGGUGUCACACCUGGACAUUCUCAGCAUCUAGUGUCGCACCCAAAACGCCAUCAUGUUCUUUUCGAAUCAUCUCUUGAUGUUCCAAAUCCGAAGCAGUCUCGAGAACCCCUAACCGCGGAUGAACCUGUGCCCUCACCAGACAGAACUCGCCACGAUCGUGUACCUGCGAUCAACAUGUCUUUUGGCCAAGAGUCUUUCGGCAUGGACUUCAACCUUCUUAAUGGGUCUUUACCUACAUCUUCAAGAAGAAGCAAUGGCGUGGAUGUCGAUGUGGACAACCAGAAUUCACCACCCGCAGUUGUGGCACCAAAUCUCAGCGCCCAGAAACCUCUCUCUGACACCAAUGAGGCACAAAGCGGGCAGAGUAAGACGGGGGAGGUCCCGUCGACUGAUUCGAACGAAACAGAGCUUUCGGUAAUCCAUCCAGAUGAGGAGAAUGGAGAUGUCAGUGGUCCAGCAGCGAACACUUCGGCAGUAGUCAAUGGUGAUCUCCUUGACGUACCCAUGCAAGACAACAUUGUUGAUGAUGGAGCAGAGUCCGAAGAGGAUGUCGCAGAAGAGCUGCCAUACAUCAGUACCCAAGCAGCUAUGCAAGACGCUCAUCGUGCUCUCUUCGACGCAUCUUCACCCUUGCAGCCCCAAGAAGGAAAAUCCGAGGUGCCUUUCGAGACGCCGGCAAAACAGGUUACAAGUCCUCCAUCGAGUCCCAUACACACCAUCACACCAUUCCAUCAAUUCAACGCCGAGUUGACAACUGACACGCAGGCGCCUCUGCCUAACACGCAAGCCUUGUUUGACGGGUUCUACUCUCCAAUCAAGCUCAGUGCCAGAAAACCAAAGACCGCAAAAAGAGCGAGUUUUGCUCCUUCUGUCAUCUUGGAGGACGUUGAUGACACUGUCACGAGCAUCUUUGACUUUCCUGACGACCACAUCGUGCGCGAGAACAAGGAACCCGAAGUUGAACCUGAGCAAGAUGAUGCACCCACUACCACCAACCAUGGUGUAUCGCCUGUACAAGAUCCGCCAAGUCCAAUAGGGGCCCAAGAUCAAGCGAAUCCUCCUUCUCCUGAAGAGACAUCAAGACCUCUCAUCAGUCCGGCAAACCGCAGUGAAUCUCCGGACUUCAUCCUCUCUCAGAGGACUGAACCCCCGACAAGGGAGUCGGCUGGUCAUACCUUGCCUGCUUUCAAGCAGGAUUCAGUCAGCCUCUCAGAGGUGCUGAACUUUGUCAGUCAAAGAAGAGGUAUAGACGUGGACACACUGCUGUCCCAGACUACGCCGACGUCUUCUUCUCGAAGUCUGGACAAGACGAACCGUACCUCUGCUCGUUCUUCAGGAACCAGACCUCGGUCAUCUUUGCCGAAAUCGCGCUCUUCUCAGUCGAACCGUCCACUUCCCGAGAAGAGGGUCGGGCAACGUCGGUCCAUGCGUAUUUCACUCUCACAACCGAUUCGCCAGCUAGACGGUGCGGACGAUGCUUCCGACACGGAACUUGAUGUAGAUGGACCUCCGGCAACACAACCCAAUUUGGGGUUCGCUGGCUCAGGUCGUUCCUUUGCCUUGACCUCGUUUGAUGUGCCUGAUGGUUCUUCUACCAUACCCGAUCCUAGUCUUGCGUUCAACCAUGCGCAGCAGAAUGCAACACCUGCCUCGGAGAGACUUGCCUUUACACCCGGCAGCGCACCACAAAGUACAGGACAAAUCUCCAGCUACCAGCAUGCUCAGAAGCAUUACAGUAGUUUGACCGACCUUGACAGUACGAUGCCAGAUUUACCGCAAACAUUCCUGCCACCAGUUCGUUGA